GUUUUUGUUGUGGUUCAUAAUGAGGUUAGAAAUACUAUAAAAUAAAUAUGAUUUAUAUUAUUCAUUUCUAAUAAUAUUAUGGAGCUGUGAAAGUGAUAUAAUUUUUAUAGAAUUUGAAAUAUGUUUCUUAAUACUCCUGAUAAAUUAGAGAGCCAGCCUUUGAAAGAAUUACGACAUGAUCUCCUGUUGAAUUUCAGUGAAGAAAGCCUUUUCCUAGGAAGGGACAGAUCAUCUUUCAAUGUUAAUAUUGAGUUGCCUUAUCCUAUUGACGAACCUUCGAAGACUUCCGAAGAUAUAGUUACAAAAAUCAUUGUGGAAAAAUCGGAGUAUGCCAAAAAUCUCGAUUUGAAGAGAAAAGGAUUUCAUCAUGAUGAGAAGGAUAUUUUUCGAGAAAAGUAUGCUGGACAUGAGUAUAUUAACAUUCCUAAACACUUGUUGGAAUUAUACCUCAAGAAUGAUCCUGAUAAGUUUUUCAAUUGUGAUUACAAUUUUUACUAUACUGGGGGUGUUCUAGAACAUAUUGUGUUUAAUAAUGAAGAUUAUUUAAUCAGACCAGAUGUUGACAAUAAUUUGUGUAUUAGUAAUUUGUUGAAUGGAUCUAAUGAGAAAUUUGACUAUUCUGUGUCAUCACCAAUAUAUAAUAUCAAUUCCAAUCAAAAUGCUGGUAAAACAUUCUUUGUUUUAAGAGAAAAACAGAGGAUUAGUAUAGUUGAACUUGAAGACAACAAAUCUCUACGUUUCAUGCAUGAAUUUGAUUAUCCAGUACCUGUAUUAGAUGCCAAAAUGAGUACCUAUCAUCCUCAUCAUUUGGGUGUUGUAUCAUUUAAUAAACUUCAAGUGAAGAAUUUAGAAACUAACAAGACAUUAAUUAGUUUGAAGAGUAACUUAGAGUCUGAUAAUGAUCAUUUUCAACAGUGUCAGUUCAUGAAUGAAAACAUAAUCUUGUUAAUGAAUAGAUUCAGUAUUAAGUUCUUGGACUACAGAGAUCAUACAGAAGAAGCUGUUUUUGACCCCAAAUUGAUUGACUGUAAUUCUCUAUGUACCUUCAACAUAUUGAAUAAUGAUUUAUUAUUAGUAUCAAGGCACUAUCUAUUGAAAACAGACAUAAGGUACCUCACCAAUACAACACAUUAUUCUCAUUCACUCAAUGUACCUCCUUGUUACAUGGAUUUCACUACUGAGAAAGAAGAAACAUAUUUAUGUUUAUCUGGUCAAGAUGUGGAUAGUAAGGUAUUAUUCACUGGAAAUUGUCCAUAUUCUAUGCCAAUUGAAGUUCCUAGCAUCAGGCAAACACUGAAAAUUUGCAGACUGCAGAAUCCUCCCUUAGUUCUGAAAGAUCACUUAGACAAAAGAUUGGAAUAUUCGGUAACUGGCAUGAAAGUUUUGAAUUUGAAUGGUGAACUUUCAAUAUUUUCAACAAAUUGCUUAGGAGAAAUAUUCAAACAAGAGAUCUCCAAUGCUAAGCUAGACAAUGAGAGACCAGUCAAAGGUUUAACUAACUGGAUUGAUCAUCUGGAAGAACCUGAACACACUUUGUACUUGACUCAUGUGGAAGAAAUGAGUAAAGCACGUUUUGCUUUGAACUGUUGUCCAAAUGAAGAUCGUUUAAAGAAGUAUGGAAAAGAAGGCAAAGCUAAAAAAUUCUUGGCUGACUAUGCACCUAAAUUUUCAAAAGUGAAUGUGAAAAGUUUGUUAGCUAAGGAUUUCCUUGAUGUUUGGAAUGAUGAUGAGGAUGAUGCUAGUGAGGAAGAAUUGCCAGAAGUUCCUGUAAAUGAUAAAGUCAAUGAUUGGAUCCAAACUCAUGAUUUCUCUGAUGAUGAUGAUGAUGAUGCUAAGGCAUUCUUGGAUAUGGUCAAUAGUCAGAAAUAGAUAUUAUGUGAUAUAUAGUUAUCAUGGACCAAAUAGCUCACUUGAACAAGUAUGUUUUUUAUUUGAGAAAUAAAAUGAAUUUUUUCAA
Messenger RNA from Phaedon cochleariae (mustard beetle), 1957 nucleotides. Lineage: Eukaryota; Metazoa; Arthropoda; Insecta; Coleoptera; Chrysomelidae. The record is from the annotation of a GenBank genome assembly.